Messenger RNA from Colletotrichum abscissum, 1752 nucleotides. Its product is annotated as centromere binding protein B. Gene Ontology annotation, molecular function: DNA binding. The record is from RefSeq and is a predicted model, not a curated record. Bases 1 to 1752 code for a protein of 583 amino acids. NCBI's taxonomy places the organism in Eukaryota, Fungi, Ascomycota, Sordariomycetes, Glomerellales, Glomerellaceae. The transcript has 2 exons.
AUGAACAACUCCAUCGUGGGGACUGCCACCAUGGACCAGGACAACCACCUCACCCAGGACGAAGACACCCAUAUGGGCCACAAUCACACAACCUUCGGCGCCGAGAGCUGGGGAGAUAUGAGUCCAUACGGCCAUCAGAACAGCAUGUCGGAUUUCGGAGGCUUCACGUUCAUGCCAUCAGUCACCCAUGGAUUACCGUCUGAGUCAAUCGGCAGAAUGCCUCCUCCGCCAGCUCCUGUGCAGCCGAUGCAGACUCAUCAACAACAGUCUCAUGCCCAGCUACCGAUGCUCAUGAUCCCGUCUCAGCCAACGUGGCCCAGCAUGUUGACCAAUCCCAACAGCUAUUCGGCACCUCCCUUGGGAAUGGCACCCGUCGUUGCCCCAGCCCCUUCAAGGCCUACACGGCUGACAAACGGCCCGCAGCCGCAACAGCGAAGGGUCUUGACCGACGACGACCGGAAGAAAAUGUGUCAGUAUGCUGCUGAGCAUCCCAACGUGAAGCAGACGGAUAUCGGCGCCAUGUUUGGCGUUGAACGAAGCACCGUAUCCAAGGUUCUACGCAACAAAGAGAAGUACCUGAACCCGGAGGCGGACAGAAGUCAAUCUCCCGCUGGCAGGCGGCACACCAAGGGAAAGUUUCCUGACAUCGAUCGGGCCGUUGCGGCAUGGGUCAGGAGACAGCAACACGCCGGAUUAACACCUAGCGACGAUGAGAUUCUCGAUCAAGCAAAGCACUUUUCUCGUACCACCAACGGCGGACCUGAGGCCAGCCAGAUGAAGUCCAUCAACACCACUUGGUUGGAGAGGUUCAAGCAGAGGAACAUUCUGGUAUCAGGGAAGCUCUUGCGAAGAGCAUCGGAAACGAACAUCACAGACCACGCGAAACUAUCUGGCUCUCCCUCUCUUGGAGCAUCCGGCAUCUCACCGGCAUCGCCAACAGGACACCCAUCUCCACUUUCGGCCGACAGAAGUGAUGAGGACGCUGUUCACGGUCUCGGUUUUGUCGGAUAUGGUGAUAGCGGCGCCUACAAACACACCAACUCGCAAAGCACUACGUCUCUCAACAGCGCGUUAACCGAUGCGGGAAACUCGUCCUUCUCAGGAAGUGCGAUGAGUCCCACCGCCACAUUUACAUUCUCCCCUGACCCCAACGCCGGCCAGUUCCUCCCCAACGAUACGUCACGCCAACUGCAUGGAGGGGCUGCUUCAAACUUUCAGAGACCAAGAAGCCAAACCUUUCCCACUCUCGAUCUGGAGUACAUGAACCAGGCCGCAUCAACCGAGCCCAUGACUCCCAAGUAUCACCCGGCGUCUACGGCGCCUUCUUCUGCUUUGGAAUCGCCGGUUCACGAAAUGGCAGCACCCCACUUUGGCCUAGAUACCGCCAUUACUUCAUCGCCGCAUCUGCAUCACAGCAGCAGCAACAGUAGUAUGGCUGGUCGAUCAGCCACGACUCCAGCCGGGUCAUCUCCGACAUCACCGACACAAGAGGAUGCUCGAAAAGCUGCGGACACGUUGCUGAGUUACAUCCAAAGCACCAAUGGGGGAGCCUUGUUGGACCAAACGGAGUAUGUGGUGAUGGUCAGGUUGACGGAAAAAUUGCGCCUACAACAGCAUCAGCUUGCGAAAUCCGGGGUACCUCAAUCCCUAGGCAUUUUGGACCGGAUACCUGAAGGAGACACCGAGAUGGCACCGCAACACGUUCACUCGAUGUCGCUAGGGGUCAAGUCCGAGCCCGUCGUAACUCAAUGA